AAUAAUGAAAUGAAUGUGCGAUGUCUCUAAAGUUGGGGAUUUAUCUCAAACAGAGCAUUUAUGCAUUAAAAACUCUCCAUUAUGUCUGUCUCUCAUACUGAUUUUUGCUGUACCAGCUUGCAUCAGAGACAGUAGAGUGUCUUACUUUGACACAUUGACAGUUCCUCCUUUUGCCAGCUAUUGGGAUCUGCUAAACAUGAAGAAACUCUGAUUGAGUGAGUUUUAAUAUGUUGCAAGUUCUUUUACCACACAAGCUGUCAAUCAGAAAACCUGGAAACUGCACGCGCUGGAUAUCGGCGCAGGUAGUGGCAGCUGUGGGCCAGAAGACUGAGAUGCAAAUCUCUAUUGGAACAGGACCCUCAGGAUCUUGACCAAAGAACAAAUUAUCCAUAAACCCUGUUCCAGACAUUACCGACCAUCUACAGGCUUGUUUUUGGAAAAGGGCACCAAGGUUCUAAAAAAAAUCCUUGACCAAGGAUUACACCACCUGAAGGACACACUUGACAAGAGAUUUGUAUCUAUUUCUUAAAAAAAAAAAAAAAAAAAAAAAAAAAAACAUAAAAUCAUAAAUGUCAUUUCCAUAGUCUGAGUGUUUAUUGCGUGUGAGCGUGUAUGCGUUUGUGUUCAUGAGGCUACAAGGAGGCCUGGAGUACUGUUACACUGAUAGUCACCCCUUAUGCAUGUUUCAUCUGCUGGGAGGGGAACAGAGCCUUCCUUUGUUAUUUUAUACGUCCAAUCCACUGACUGAGUGCUCGCGGUAGGCCUCCUCUGCCCUGCUUUUACCCACCUCCACCAAUUCAUUCCCCUGUUCCUUCAUCCAAACACUUACAGGUGCCCUUUAUCAGUCAGUUGUGUAGCUCUUACAGGAAGAAAGAGUGUUGGAUUAUCAAUCGAUCAUCAGCCAAGGCCUUUGUCAAGAAAUCACACGUCUAUUCUCCUCAGAACUGGAUGUUCGACUUCUGACCAAGUAUAUUUUGGUUUGUGUAUUUUAAUAUAAGGUGGUGGGGCAGUUUUUUGGCUCCAUCAUUCAGAUACAACCAUAGGAACACUCUCAAAGAUUCUUGGUGCUUCGGAUCAACUCAACACCUCCAUUUGCUCAUGAUAGAACUAGCUGGGCAGUGUUCUGAUACAGCUUUUGGAAGACUCUCACAACCUUCAGGAUCAACCUAACACCUCCAUUUUCUCUUAAUAGAAGGCAACUUGGGAUUAUUUUUGUUUCAAAAUUCAGAUACAGCCUUUAAAAGACUCUUGCAACAUUGAAGACCUUCUGGAUCAACCUAACACCUCAAUUUCUUUUUAAUAUUAUGUAGCUGGCCAUUUCUUUUUCCUGCACCACCAUUCAGAUACAGCUAUUGGAAGACUCUCAAAGCCCUGUAGACUCUUCGGAUCAACCAGACGCCUCCAUUUCCUCUGAAUAGAAGGUAGCUGGGCUGUUUCUUUGCUUUGACGUUCAGAAACAGCCUUUGGAAGACUCCUGCAACCCUAAAGACCUUUUGGAUUAACCCAGCACCUCCUAACAUUUCCUCUUGUAUCUUUAACCCAGACAGCUUGCCAGUUAGCUUCUCAACUUCACUGGUGCCUCUUUCUUAUAGCAGGGUUAGAUAACCAGAGCGGCUCUGCUUAGCAUCUUAACGGUGAUCACAGCGGCAGGGGUGGUGAGCUUGGAGCAUGACUGACACCCUUCGGCCGCCUUCCCUCCAGGUGCAUGUCCCACGAGAUGAGCCCAGCCAUGGAGAUGAGGAGGGCGGCAGUGGAGGUCAGGACAGCCAUGUCUGGUCCAGCUCUUCCACCCCCACCCUGCGGCGCCGGCGGUUUAAGAUGAGACGAAUGAAAAAGUUGCCCAGCGAGCGGGAGCAAAUUGAAAAUGGGCUACUACGGCAACCAGAGUCACACUCAACUUCCAAAAAAUACCUUCAGCUUCCCUCCAUUGAGAUCACGCCAUCCAGUGAUGAGGAUGUGGCAUGGUCUAACAGCUCCACUCCAAGCGCCUCACCCCGCCGCAAACGCUUCUUGCUUCGCAAGUGGUUAAAGGUCCGAGAGAGGAAGGAGCAAGUCAGUGAAAGCAGCAGUCAGCAGAGCAGCCAGCAAAGUAGCCAUGAUGACGAUUCCAGCCGCUUCCUGACUCCCUUCAUCCGCGAGGAGAGCACUGCCAGUAACCGGAGUUCCCCUGCUUGCUCUCCGGUUCUGCGGAAGCGUUGUCAAUCUCCCAUUCUGCAGAACGUAGAGACAGAUAUCAUGGUGGAGAAAGGCUCAGAGCACUCGGACAUCUCCAAGUCUCCAUCCACCCCUGAGCAGCUGGUCACACGCACUUUCUCUGGGCAGUCAACACGAAGCGGGGCCAAGAACUCCAAGUCUCACAAGCGACUUUCCAAAAAAAGCCAGAGCUGGUACAACCAUGAGAGACAGCACAUCCUCCGAGUCCUCAGUCCCACAUAUAAGCAACGCAAUGAGGAUUUCAGGAAGCUGUUCAAGCAGUUGCCAGACACAGAACGUCUUAUUGUGGACUACUCAUGUGCUCUGCAGCGGGAUAUUCUCCUGCAGGGGCGCCUCUACCUCUCCGAAAACUGGAUCUGUUUUUACAGCAACAUCUUUCGCUGGGAGACGCUGCUUACAGUGCGGCUGAAAGAUAUCUGCUCCAUGACGAAAGAAAAGACAGCACGUCUAAUUCCCAAUGCCAUCCAGUUGUGCACAGACACUGAUAAGCACUUUUUAACAUCAUUUGGUGCGAGGGACAGGACCUACAUGAUGAUGUUCAGACUUUGGCAGAAUGCACUGUUGGAAAAGCCCCUCUGCCCUAAAGAGCUCUGGCACUUUGUACAUCAGUGUUAUGGCAAUGAGCUGGGUCUGACCAGUGACGACGAAGACUAUGUGCCCCCUGAUGAUGAUUUCAACACCAUGGGGUACUGUGAGGAGAUCCCAGCAGAAGAGAAUGAGGUCAGUAAUGAUAACUCAUCUAAGAGCAGUGGUGAGAACAAACCAGACAACAGUUCUCCUUCAGCACACAAGAGAUCCAUCACCCACUCUACCAUCACCUCCACUACUCCUCCCAGCAGCACUGAUACACCAUUGUCUUUUGACAUUUCUGCUGAGGAAUAUACAGACUGCCUUCCUGAUGGCGAUCUGCUGCCACUCCCUCUGCUGGCUGAGGAGGGGAACUGCGAACCAGUCAGCCCUCUGGGUCAUUUGCCCUCACCUGCCCUCGACUUCAAUGACAAUGAGGAUAUACCCACUGACCUCAGUGAUUCCUCAGAAACACAUGAUGAAGUUGUUGAAGUGCAAGCAUUUCAUGAGGAUCUGAACGGUCGUCAGUACAUUAACGAGGUGUAUAAAUUCAGUGUUGACAAGCUGUAUGCCAUUCUCUUCACUGAGUCCCAGUUCAUGACAGACUUUAUGGAGCAGAGGAGAUUCACCGAUGUGGUGUAUCACCCCUGGAAGAAGGAGGAUGCUGGAAACCAAACGAGGGAGAUCAUGUACACUAUCUCCCUGACCAACCCACUGGCCCCCAAAACGGCUACUGUUACUGAGACUCAGACCCUAUAUAAGGCCAGCCAGGAGAGCGAGUGCUACAUCAUUGACGCAGAGGUCAUUACUCAUGAUGUACCAUAUCAUGACUACUUCUACACCCUAAAUCGCUACAUGCUUACACGUGUGGCCAAGAACAAGUGUCGGCUGAGAAUUUCAACAGAGCUGAGGUACAAGAAACAGCCAUGGGGGUUGGUGAAGGGCUUCAUUGAAAAGAACUUCUGGAGUGGACUAGACGAGAACUUUAAAAGCCUCGAGCUGGAGUUGGCAAAGAUGGAGGACGCUAUAAUAGAUACCCACAGGCCAUCUCCUAAAGCUAAAGCAGUGAAGAACUCCUCCCUGAGGCGGAGAAAAAGACCCCUCACCCAUCUCCGCACGGCCCUUCUAGAUGAGACCCUCAGCUCUGUUACAACGCCAACAGACGAGGAGGUUAUCCACCGCAUCAAACACGUGGCAGGUUCCACUCAGACAAGACACAUUCCCGAGCACAUGUCAGGGGGCGGGGUUUUCUGCAACCUCUCCAAACCAUUAUUCUUCAUCAGCUUUGUUCUGGUGCUGCUGAUUUUCCUUAAUAUGAUGAUGUUCUAUAAACUCUGGAUGCUGGAGUACUCUGCUCAGAGCCUCACCAGCUGGCAGAGUUUACACCUACAUGAAAGCAGUAAACUACCACAGACACAAAUGGAAUGGGCACAGCUCUUAGAGUCCCAGCAGCGAUACCAUGAUGCAGAGCUGCAGAAAUGGAGAGAGAUCAUUAAAACAUCAGUACUGUUAUUGGAUCAGAUGAAGGAAUCCUUGCUGAGCCUACAGAAAGGCUUGGGUCUGCGAGAUUAUAACUCAGACUCAGAAGAGAAGAGGAGUUGAUAUUACUGACAAUUACCCUCCAGGCCACCAGGGCACGCUGUGCAAUGUAGAGCCACGUAUGUGAGUUUGUGUCUACAGAUGUGUAUACUACACCACAAAAGGCAAAAAACAAAGGGCCCAUUUGUGUGUGAAUGACUAUGCAUACCAAUCAAAUGAUACCAGAGAUACCAGAAGAAGAGAUGGACCAUCUGGUGAUACUAGUGGACAGUCAACACUUGGCCCCAUCCUAGAUCAUGACAGGAAAUGCAGCCAUAUCUGUCUCGUGAAAUCAUGGGAAGGUUGCAGUCCGAGUUCGCAAAUAUGGGCUCAUCACUGUUCCGGUGUUUUCUUUCGGGAUCUCUUUCAGAGGAUGUGUCACUGCAUGCUUUGGCCAGAGGAAUGGAAAAUGCAAUGGGACUGAGGAGGAAUGCACUGAAAAUGAAGAGCACAUUGUUUUAAUUUUGAAUCCUCUCAGCCCUCCUUGCUUUUGAAGUGGCUUUAAUUUUAUUGGAUUAUUGGGACACAGAUGAGGAAAUAUUUUGUAUUUUAGUCAGUAGGGCGUGGUUUUCCUGGUUUGACCUGCAAAGGUAAAGCUGCCAUGUCCCUUUUCCUAUUUGAGACUUUUUCCAAGACAUUAAACAGUCUAGUUCACUAUAGCUGUAGUAUCAGGGCUGGUUUCCUUGAUAAUCCUGACCUAGAAGGUUUUGUGUUGCAAUUCACUGCAGCAUUCAACGCAUUCAUGUGCAUUGCCAAAAUACCGUACAGUUUCUGCAAAAGGGCCACUGACCUAAUCAGAAACCUUACAUUUCUGUGAAGUGUGCAUUAUUUAGUCGUGCUGUGUUAUGCUGGAAUUACACCAUGACAGGCCAGUGAAUAACUGUAUAAAGGGACACUGCAGCUAGGAAGUUGGAAGAAUUGUAUGUUUGUGUUUGAUUACUAAACUGUGAUAUCUCCAGAUUUAUUUGAAGAUGUAGAAAAUGAUACAAAUAUGUUCAAAAAGUAUACUUUUAUUCAAAAUUUAAUAUAUAUUUCAAUAUAUAAAUAUAGAGAUCAUUGCAAAUAUUUAUUGUUAAUUUAUGUACAUAGAAAACUUAUCAAAGCUCUAGACAGGCUGAAGAGUUCAUAAUUAUUAAAACUGCGAUUUCUUCAACAUGCACAAGCACGUUUGAGACGUGACUUUUGUGUGUGUGGGUGUGUGGUCAGCAUAUACCCAAGUGGUCCAUUUUGGUGAAUGUACAGUGUGUACAACUGUGUUCAUGUGAUAUUUUAAAUCAUUCCACUUUGUAUGUUUUUGUGUCUUCCUCCCGGCACAUGAAGCCAAACUGCCUUUUUCUUGCCCAGCAGCUCAGACCAGUGGGCGUCUUUUUACACUUCUGCCUGGCUUCAGAGAGUGAUCUAAAAUUACUAUGUUUUGACUCGGCCCAAACCCGUGCACACACACUUUUCCUGCUGUGGCACCGUUUUUGUUUGGGAUGAGUGUCUUGACAAGCAAGCACUGCAGGAAAUGGUAGUACUAGCUUCUUGAAGUUCACUGAAAUCUGAUGAACUUGACCAGGGUUUUUCAAACUGUAGGCCACAGGAGGGUGCAAAAGCGUGCUAGGGGUUCUGAAGAAAUUUUUAGAUAAAAAUAAUAAUAAACAAUGUAUUUAUUUUUAACAGUAAAGCCACAGUUACACUAGGCUUUGAGCAUGUGAAAUUGUUUCGGACAUCGCAACGGACAGGAUAUAAUGUCACGCUCAAGGGCUUCUGGUUUUUAAUUAAUAAUGUAUCAUAAAUAACAAAUAAAAUUAGAUUCAGAUUGUUCAAAUAAAUAAAAAAGAAAUCUGUCCUUUGAAUAGUUGCUAUGAUUUCUAUUAUAAAAAUAAUGCUAUACAAACACAUUUGAAUUUAAAUUAAAAUGUUCUUUUGUCAGGUUUAUAUGUCUAGCAUCCAGAUUUUUUUUUUUUUUCAUAAAAAAAAAAAUAUUAAAAUUAUUUUUCAAUCAUUUAUUUGACAACAAAUAACUGUAAACCCUAAAAUUUAAUAACUGCUUUGAGUAGGGAAACAUUUAUUCAUACAAACUAGUUUGAAUAAAUUAAGGCUGAUGAGUAUUUAGAACUUUCUUUUGAGUUCUCAAAACUUACACCUAUUCAGUAACUUGAAUUGUUUCAUUGUUUUGAGUUUAAUGAACUUGUCUCUUUAAAUUUACAGGAACUUUUAACUGAAACUAGGCAGGGGAUUAUAAUUCCCCAGCAUGCUUUUCAUUGCACUCUACAGGGAGAGUAAAUGUUAAAAUUAAGUGUUAUUUAAUGUGUCUUUGUGCAAAAUACAUGCAAAGGGGGACUUGUUAUUGUUUAAUGUUUUGUGUUAUUUAGAAGAGUUUCUGUUAUGUUGUUGGGGGGUUACCAUUAUGGUGAAUAGUGAAGCCUGAGCUUAGGUUGAGGACAGGUAAGUCUAAGAUGCUAUGCUAAUCAAAGCAUGCUUCCAAUUAACAUUAAUUCAGCAUGCUAGUAUAUGCUGUACUAAUUAGUUAGAGUCCUGUACUUGAAGUACUUAAUUUGAGCCUACAUGUUAAUUUUAAGUUCAGCCAAAGAGUUACAUUUAAAGUUUAGCACCAUAAAAAAUGUGAGAUAGCUUACACAGUAUUUUAAAUCAAGAGCAAAUAACAUGCAUGUGAAAUACAAAAUCUGAUAUUUCUUUUGACUUAAAGUUGGGAGUUAAUCAAUCAACUACAAAAAAAAAAAAAAUUAUGUAACUGAUUGCCUCUUUAUACAUGGGGGAAAAAAGUUGCCUUUUUAUUUUAAGGAGGUCCAUUACAAGGAAAUCGUCAUUAGGAGGUCCUUUUCAUCAAAAAGUUUGAAAACACUUGAUCACCUUUAAUUUAGCUAAAAGCCCCUUUUUGUCAUCUGUUGAAUUGGUCAAAUGAAAGAAAACUUAUGGAUGAAAGGUGGUGAUACACCUUUUUUUUUAUAGAGCAUUAGUGCUCUAGCCUAAACCAAAUAAAGUAUUUAUAGAAGGUAGAAUUUAUUUAUAUGUGAAAUGAAAUUGUUCCCUUUUAUACAGAAUUAGGUCAAUGUAAAAAAUUCUCAUGAUGAUGAUGGAGAGAUGUGGCACUUUAUGUCCAGACAUUGUUGUUACUAUACAGUUGAAGUCGGAAGUUUACAUACACUUAGGUUAAAGUCAUUAAAACUCAUUUUUUAAUCACUCCACAGAUUUCAUAUUAGCAAACUAUAGUUUUGGCAAGUUGUUUAGGACAUCUGCUUUGUGCAUGACACAAGUACUUUUUCCAACAAUUGUUUACAGACAAAUUGUUUCACUUUUAACUGACUGUAUCACAAUUCUAGUGGGUCAGAAGUUUACAUACACUAAGUUAAAUGUGCCUUUAAGCAGCUUGGAACAUUCCAGAAAAUGAUGUCAUGCCUUUAGGCAAUUAGCUUCUGAUCGGCUAAUUGGCUAAUUGGAGUCAAUUGGAGGUGUACCUGUAGAUGUAUUUAAGGCCUACCUUCAAACUCAGUGCCUCUUUGCUUGACAUCAUGGGAAAAUCAAAAGAAAUCCGCCAAGACCUCAGGAAAAUAAAAUUGUGGACCUCCACAAGUCUGGUUCAUCCUUGGGAGCAAUUUCUAAACACCUGAAGGUACCACGAUCAUCUGUACAAACAAUUGUACGCAAGUAUAAAGACCAUGGGACCGCACAGCCAUCAUAUCACUCAGGAAGGAGACGCAUUCUGUCUCGUAGAGAUGAACGUAGUUUGGUGCGAAAAGUGCAAAUCUAUCCCAGAACAACAGCAAAGGACCUUGUGAAGAUGAUGGAGGAAACAGGUAGACAAGUAUCUAUAUCCACAGUCAAACGAGUCCUAUAUCAACAUAACCUGAAAGGCUGCUCAGCAAGGAAGACGCCACUGAUCCAAAACCACCAUAAUAAAGCCAGACUACAGUUUGCAAGUGCACAUGGGGACAAAGAUCUUACUUUUUGGAGAAAUGUCCUCUGGUCUGAUGAAACAAAUAUUGAAUUGUUUGGACAUAAUGACCAUCAUUAUGUUUGGAGGAAAAAGGGUGAGGCUUGCAAGCCAAAAAAACACCAUCCCAACCGUGAAGCAUGGGGGUGGCAGUAUCAUGUUGUGGGGAUGCUUUGCUGCAGGAGGGACUGGUGCACUUCACAAAAGAGAUGGCAUCAUGAGGAAAGAAAUAUAUGUGGAUAUAUUGAAGCAACAUUUCAAGACAUCAGCCAGGAAGUUAAAGUUCGGUCGCAAAUGGGUCUUCCAAAUGGACAAUGACCCCAAGCAUACCUCCAAAGUUGUGGCAAAAUGGCUAAAGGAGAACAAAGUCAAGCUAUUGGAGUGGCCAUCACAAAGCCCUGACCUCAAUCUGAUAGAAAAUUUGUGGGCAGAACUGAGAAAGUAUGUGUGAGCAAGGAGGCCUACAAACCAGAUUCAGUUACUCCAGUUCUGUCUGGAGGAAUGGGCCAGAAUUCCAGUACCUUAUUCUGAGAAGCUUGUGGAAGGCUACCCAAAACGUUUGACCCAAGUUAAACAAAUUAAAGGCAAUGCUAUACUAACAAAGUGUAUGUAAACUACCGACCCACUGGGAAUGUGAUUCUCUCUACUAUUAUUCUCACAUUUCACAUUCUUAAAAUAAAGCAGUGAUCCUAACUGACCUAAGACAUGGAAUGUUUUCUACGAUUAAAUGUCAGGAAUUGUGAAAAACUGAGUUUAAAUGUAUUUGGCUAAGGUGUAUGUAAACUUCUGACUUCAACUGUAUGUCAGCUGGCACAUACAGUAUAACACUCCAGCUAGAAACAAGAUGGUGUUGUAUUAAUGAAUGUAUCUAAGAAAGAUCUGUCUUUUUCCAAGAAAGGCAUCUUCAUUUAUUUUAAAUGUAACUAAAAUCAUGAACCAUAUUCCAGAGUCCAGCACUUUGGAAUAUGAUGGAGUUUUUGGUGCAAAUCUUUCAAAUCAGUCUUAGUGUUGCUCUGUGGGCAGGCAUUUUAUUCCAGAAGUGAGAUUUGUUGCAGUUGAGGAACUGAGAUAUUUACAGUUUUGACAAUUUCUCUCACUGCUUUUUUCACUCUUUAAAAAAAUAUUUUAAUACAUUUGAAAAGCUUGACAUCUAGGCCUUAGUUGCGCUAAGAGUUUCUUUUUUUUUUCUUUUUUUUUAGCAUCAGAGUGCAUCUGUAUAGAUUGUUGGUGUGUAUUCUGCAGUAUGGUUUUAAUCACUUUUCACUUUGUGUGUAGAUAAGGGAUGGAUUGGUUGCUUAUGGUUUGGUAUUUUGGAACUGAUGCACGCUACUGUGAUUGAUCAAGCAAAACGCUGUCACAAUCAUGUUCAUUGUACUGUAUGUGUGUGCAUGUCCGAAUGCCUCGUGUGAAAUUACUGUAUGUUGUUUUUUGUUUUCGUUUUUUUGCUUUUUUUCCCACCUUUGUGGACCACCUAUUCUCUUAUGCUAAAAAAAACCCAAAAGAAGAUAAUUUACUUACUGUUGAAUCUACUGGAGCAAAACACAACUUAAUUAACAUUCAGCCUCAUUAUUUUGCUCAUAUGCAGCAACUUCCUUAAAGCAUUUGAACAAAGAUGUGACCAAGUUCGCAUUUUACAGCUGAAAAAUUUGCUGUCACAACUAGAGAGAUGAAUACUCAAUUUAGCAAUCAAAGUUAUGUUGACCAAUGGUGAUUAAAAAAACUAUCCAGGCUCAAUGCAAAGGAAAGAUAUUGCUCUAAAUUAUAUUUCAUAUCAUACUCAGAGCAUUAGACCAUGUGCUAUCAGAUUUGGGUAUCCAUGGAAAUGCAAACCAACAUAAUUUCCACUGUAACUCCAUGAUGGACAUAGCAACUGUAUCCAAGCACAUAUUUUUAUGUCACAAACUCUCACUAAAUCAACUGUUUAUUUUCUUUAUUUUCUUCGUUUUAGAGCUGUUUUUAUCUCUAAAAUGGGCUGAUUUGUACUUGAUUCCAUAUGCAGUGUAUGUAUAUGACGAUAUCUGCAGUGUUCACUGACAUAGGAAGAAAAACUGUGCUGUGCACAGUUUUCCACUCUACAAACCACUUUGUCUAAUAAAGACUCAGAUUCAGUGGCUUUCUGAUCUAUGUGAAGUAGACAGAUUAAAAAGAAUAAUAAAAAAUACUGGUAAAACA
Messenger RNA from Myxocyprinus asiaticus (Chinese sucker), 10468 nucleotides. Its product is annotated as protein Aster-B-like. The record is from RefSeq and is a predicted model, not a curated record. Gene Ontology annotation, cellular component: endoplasmic reticulum membrane; endoplasmic reticulum-plasma membrane contact site; plasma membrane. The transcript is spliced from 23 exons. Bases 1669 to 4383 code for a protein of 904 amino acids. Lineage: Eukaryota; Metazoa; Chordata; Actinopteri; Cypriniformes; Catostomidae. Gene Ontology annotation, biological process: intracellular sterol transport. Gene Ontology annotation, molecular function: sterol transfer activity; sterol binding.